Messenger RNA from Lucilia sericata (common green bottle fly), 7084 nucleotides. RefSeq names its product myosin heavy chain, non-muscle (gene zip). The record is from RefSeq and is a predicted model, not a curated record. Gene Ontology annotation, molecular function: actin filament binding; cytoskeletal motor activity; ATP binding. NCBI's taxonomy places the organism in Eukaryota, Metazoa, Arthropoda, Insecta, Diptera, Calliphoridae. The coding region runs from base 378 to 6425 and encodes 2015 amino acids. The transcript has 14 exons. Gene Ontology annotation, cellular component: myosin complex.
CGAAGGCAGCGAAAAAAAUCAAACAGUUGAACGAAACCCGCCCAGCAAAUAUAAGUAGUCGGUCGGGAGAACCUACGUGUAACGAGUGAAAGAAUUUUUGUGCAUUUUUUGAAGUGUUUAAAGAUUUUAGAUUAGACAACGAAUUUUUAAUAAAUUAUUUUUUACAUUUAAACAUAAAAAAAUACGAAAUUUAAAAUAAAUUUAAUAGCUAAAAAAGUGUUUAAUUGUUGUGUGAUAAAAUAAAGAGAAAAGAAAAUAAGAAAAAAAAAGAAUAUUUUUUUUUAACUGAAAAAAAGUGUUUGAUUUGCAAAAUAACAUUUAAAGUGUUUAAAUAUUUAAACAUAAAAAAGAACUUAAAACUUAGAUAAAGUAUAAAAAUGGCUGAAGAAGUAGAUCGCAACGAUCCCGAAUUGAAGUAUCUUUCGGUGGAACGUAAUCAGUUCAAUGAUCCGGCAACUCAAGCGGAAUGGACACAAAAACGUUUAGUUUGGGUGCCUCAUGAAAAUCAGGGCUUUGUCGCUGCCAGUAUUAAACGUGAACACGGCGAUGAAGUUGAGGUUGAACUUACCGAAACCGGUAAACGUGUUAUGGUUCUACGUGAUGAUAUACAAAAAAUGAACCCGCCUAAAUUCGACAAAGUCGAGGAUAUGGCCGAAUUAACAUGUCUCAAUGAGGCAUCCGUCUUGCACAAUAUCAAAGACAGAUAUUAUUCGGGUUUGAUUUAUACAUAUUCCGGUCUUUUCUGCGUUGUUGUUAAUCCCUAUAAAAAGUUACCAAUUUACACUGAAAAGAUUAUGGAACGGUAUAAGGGUAUAAAAAGACACGAAGUACCUCCCCAUGUGUUUGCUAUAACAGAUACCGCCUAUAGAUCUAUGUUGCAAGAUCGAGAAGAUCAAUCAAUUCUGUGUACUGGUGAAUCUGGUGCUGGUAAAACUGAAAAUACUAAAAAAGUCAUACAGUAUUUAGCGUAUGUGGCUGCUUCAAAACCUAAAGGUUCUGGUGCGGGACCACAUCCGGCUUUAAUUAUUAAUUUGCAAGUAAAUGUUAAGAAAAACUUUAAAAUUCAAUGCAAUGUCCAUGGUAUGUCAGAAACAGAAUGUUUAAAAAAUCAUUGUCAUGAUAUAGAAAAUGCAAAAUUAACAGAAAAUACCGGAAGCCGGUCAGUAUUUCACAAGGGCGAAUUGGAGCAACAACUUUUGCAAGCCAAUCCAAUUUUAGAAGCCUUCGGUAAUGCCAAGACCGUGAAGAACGACAACUCAUCACGUUUUGGCAAAUUUAUACGCAUCAAUUUUGAUGCUUCUGGUUAUAUUUCGGGUGCCAACAUUGAAACAUAUUUACUCGAAAAAUCUCGUGCCAUUCGUCAAGCCAAAGACGAAAGAACAUUCCAUAUUUUCUAUCAAUUACUCGCUGGCGCUACGCCUGAACAACGUGAAAAAUUCAUCUUAGAUGAUAUUAAAACAUAUCCAUUCCUUUCUAACGGCAGUCUGCCCGUACCCGGUGUCGAUGAUUUUGCCGAAUUUCAAGCGACCGUUAAAUCGAUGAACAUCAUGGGCAUGACCGCCGAUGACUUCAAUUCGAUUUUCCGCAUUGUGAGUGCAGUGCUGCUGUUUGGCUGUAUGAAAUUCCGUCAGGAACGCAACAACGAUCAGGCUACGUUGCCUGACAAUACGGUGGCUCAGAAGAUUGCCCACCUUUUGGGUUUGAGUGUUACCGAUAUGACACGUGCUUUCCUAACGCCUCGCAUAAAGGUGGGUCGUGAUUUCGUUACGAAGGCCCAGACCAAGGAGCAGGUCGAAUUCGCUGUGGAAGCAAUUGCUAAGGCGUGCUACGAACGCAUGUUCAAAUGGUUAGUGAAUCGUAUUAAUCGUUCUUUGGAUCGUACUAAACGUCAGGGUGCCUCGUUUAUUGGUAUUCUCGAUAUGGCUGGUUUCGAAAUCUUCGAGUUGAACUCAUUCGAACAGCUGUGCAUCAAUUACACGAACGAAAAGUUGCAACAACUUUUCAAUCACACCAUGUUCAUUUUGGAACAGGAGGAAUAUCAGAGAGAAGGUAUUGAGUGGAAAUUCAUUGAUUUCGGUUUGGAUCUGCAGCCGACAAUCGAUUUGAUUGAUAAACCUGGUGGUAUUAUGGCUCUAUUGGAUGAAGAGUGUUGGUUCCCCAAGGCCACCGACAAGACUUUCGUUGAGAAAUUGGUGUCAGCCCAUUCAAUGCAUCCGAAAUUCAUGAAAACAGAUUUCCGUGGUGUAGCCGACUUUGCUAUUGUACACUACGCCGGCAAAGUGGAUUAUUCUGCUGCCAAGUGGUUGAUGAAGAAUAUGGAUCCGUUAAAUGAAAAUAUUGUUUCUCUGCUACAGAACUCACAAGAUCCAUUUGUGGUCAACAUUUGGAAAGAUGCCGAAAUUGUUGGCAUGGCUCAUCAAGCUCUUACCGAUACCCAAUUCGGAGCUCGUACCCGCAAGGGUAUGUUCCGUACGGUAUCGCAUUUGUACAAGGAGCAAUUGGCUAAACUUAUGGACACUUUGCGCAACACCAAUCCGAACUUUGUGCGUUGUAUCAUACCAAAUCAUGAGAAACGUGCUGGCAAGAUUGAUGCCCCUCUGGUCCUCGACCAGUUGCGUUGUAAUGGUGUGCUCGAAGGUAUUCGUAUUUGUCGCCAGGGCUUCCCCAACCGAAUUCCAUUCCAAGAGUUCCGUCAACGCUACGAAUUGCUUACACCCAACGUCAUACCGAAGGGCUUCAUGGAUGGCAAGAAGGCUUGCGAGAAAAUGAUUGCAGCUCUGGAACUCGACUCGAAUCUGUUCCGUGUCGGUCAGUCGAAGAUCUUCUUCCGCGCUGGUGUUUUAGCUCAUCUCGAAGAAGAACGCGAUUACAAGAUCACCGAUCUUAUUGUAAACUUCCAAGCUUUCUGCCGUGGUUUCUUGGCCAGACGUAACUAUCAAAAGCGUUUGCAACAAUUGAAUGCCAUUCGUAUUAUUCAGCGUAAUUGUGCUGCCUAUUUGAAGUUACGGAAUUGGCAGUGGUGGCGUUUGUACACAAAAGUCAAGCCUCUGCUCGAGGUGACGAAGCAAGAAGAAAAGCUCGUUCAAAAGGAAGAUGAGCUUAAGCAAGUGCGCGAAAAACUUGAAAGUCUCGCAAAGAGUACCCAAGAGUUUGAGCGCAAGUACCAACAGGCGUUGGAGGAGAAGACCUCAUUGGCCGAACAGUUGCAAGCUGAAAUAGAACUUUGUGCUGAAGCGGAAGAGUCGCGUUCCAGACUGAUGGCUCGCAAACAGGAAUUGGAAGAUAUGAUGCAAGAAUUAGAAACACGUAUCGAAGAAGAGGAAGAGCGUGUAUUGUCUUUGGGUGUAGAAAAGAAGAAACUUGAAUUGAACAUUCAAGACCUCGAGGAACAAUUGGAAGAGGAGGAAGCGGCUCGGCAAAAACUACAAUUGGAAAAGGUGCAACUUGAUGGCAAAAUUAAGAAAUACGAAGAAGAACUCGCCCUCACCGAAGAUCAAAAUCAGAAAAUGAUUAAGGAAAAGAAAUUGCUGGAGGAACGAGCCAAUGAUCUUUCGCAAACCUUGGCUGAAGAAGAAGAGAAAGCCAAACACUUGGCCAAACUAAAGGCCAAACACGAAGCCACCAUAGCUGAAUUAGAAGAAAGACUACACAAAGAUCAGCAGCAAAGACAAGAAUCCGAUCGUACCAAACGUAAAAUCGAAACGGAAAUGGCAGAUCUUAAGGAGCAGCUCAAUGAGCGACGUACACAAGUCGAAGAACUGCAGGUACAAUUAGCGAAACGCGAAGAAGAACUUACUCAAACCCUCAUGCGUAUUGAUGAAGAAUCAGCAUCUAAAGCUGCGGCCCAAAAAGCUCAACGAGAAAUUGAAUCACAAUUGGCCGAGUUGCAAGAAGAUUUGGAAGCCGAAAAGGCAGCCAGAGCCAAGGCUGAAAAGAUAAGACGUGAUUUGGGAGAAGAAUUGGAGGCACUUAAAAAUGAGCUUUUGGAUUCGCUAGACACAACCGCAGCCCAACAAGAAUUGCGUUCUAAACGUGAACAGGAAUUAGCUUCCCUUAAAAAGUCCCUAGAGGAAGAGACUGUAAAUCACGAAUCGAACAUCGCUGAGAUGAGACAUAAACAUGUUCAGGAAUUAAAUAGCAUUAAUGAACAAUUGGAGAGUCUUCGUAAAGCUAAAGCUGUGCUGGAAAAGGCCAAGAGUACUUUGGAAGCCGAAAAUGCCGAUUUGGCUACCGAAUUGCGUAGUGUUAAUAGUUCCCGCCAAGAAAACGAUCGCCGUCGUAAACAAGCCGAAUCUCAAAUUGCCGAAUUACAGGUGAAAUUGGCUGAAGUAGAACGUGCCCGUUCGGAAUUGCAAGAGAAAUGCACAAAACUUCAACAGGAAGCCGAAUACGUAACGAAUCAACUGGAAGAAGCCGAACUAAAAGCAUCUGCCGCCGUCAAAUCAGCCAGCAAUAUGGAAUCCCAACUUGCCGAAACCCAACAGUUACUCGAAGAAGAAACCCGCCAGAAAUUAUCGCUAAGUUCGAAGUUGCGUCAACUUGAGUCUGAGAAAGAAGCGCUGCAGGAACAGCUCGAAGAAGAUGAAGAAACAAAAAAGAACUACGAACGCAAAUUGGCCGAGCUGACGGCCACCAUGCAAGACAUCAAAAAGAAGGCCGAAGAAGAUUCCGACAUGGUUAAGGAAUUGGAAGAGGGCAAGAAACGUCUGAAUAAGAGCAUUGAGGAUUUGGAGAGACAAGUCAAGGAAUUGCAGGCUCAAAAUGAUCGUUUGGACAAGAGUAAAAAGAAGAUACAAUCCGAAUUGGAAGAUGCCACCAUUGAAUUGGAAGCACAACGCACAAAGGUGCUUGAAUUGGAGAAGAAACAAAAGAACUUUGAUAAAAUAUUGGCCGAAGAGAAAUCAAUUUCAGAACAAUAUGCUCAAGAACGUGAUACGGCCGAGCGCGAAGCCCGCGAAAAGGAGACAAAGGUGCUUUCAUUGAGCCGUGAAUUGGACGAAGCCUACGACAAGAUCGAAGAUAUGGAAGCCAAACGCAAGGCAUUACAAAAUGAAUUGGACGAUUUGGCCAAUACACAAGGUACCGCUGAUAAGAAUGUGCACGAAUUGGAGAAGGCUAAACGAGCCUUGGAAUCCCAAUUGGCCGAACUUAAAGCACAAAAUGAAGAAUUGGAAGAUGAUCUCCAAUUGACCGAAGAUGCCAAAUUGCGUUUAGAAGUUAACAUGCAAGCCUUGCGUUCCCAAUUCGAACGCGAUCUACAAGCCAAGGAAGAACAAGCCGAAGAGAAACGUCGUGGUCUGGUUAAACAACUGCGCGACCUCGAGGCUGAAUUGGAUGAAGAACGCAAACAACGUACAGCCGCUGUAGCUGCCAAAAAGAAACUUGAAGGUGAUCUUAAAGAACUGGAAACCACAAUGGAAAUGCACAACAAGGUGAAAGAAGACGCCCUCAAGCAUGCCAAGAAAUUGCAAGUGCAGGUUAAGGAUGCCCUACGCGAGGCCGAAGAAGCCAAGGCCGCUAAGGAGGAACUGCAAGCUCUCAGCAAAGAGGCUGAACGUAAAGUGAAAGCCCUCGAAGCUGAAGUUAUGCAACUUACAGAAGAUUUGGCCAGUUCGGAGAGAGCGCGUCGUGCCGCCGAAACAGAACGUGAUGAGUUGGCCGAAGAAAUGGCUGCCAACGCCAGCAAGGGAACACUUAUGAUUGACGAGAAGCGUCGUUUAGAAGCCCGCAUUGCCUCAUUGGAAGAAGAACUCGAAGAGGAACAAUCCAACUCUGAAAUACUACUCGAUCGUAGUCGCAAGGCCCAAUUGUUGAACGAACAAUUGUCCACGGAAUUGGCCACAGAAAAGUCAAAUGCGCAAAAGAACGAGAACACAAGAGCUCUUUUGGAAAGACAAAACAAGGAACUGAAAGCAAAACUGGCCGAAAUCGAAACAGCGCAAAGAACCAAAAUCAAGGCCACCAUUGCCACACUCGAAGCCAAGAUUGCCAAUCUGGAAGAACAGCUCGACAACGAGGGUAAAGAGCGUCUAUUGCAACAGAAAGCCAACCGCAAGAUGGAGAAGAAAAUCAAGGAAUUGGGCUUGAACAUUGAAGAUGAGCGCCGACAUGCCGAUCAAUACAAAGAGCAAAUAGAUAAACUUAAUAGUCGCAUGAAAUUACUUAAACGUAAUCUGGACGAAACAGAGGAAGAGCUACAAAAGGAAAAGACCCAAAAACGCAAAUACCAACGUGAAUGUGAGGAUAUGAUCGAAAGCCAAGAAGCCAUGAAUCGUGAAAUUAAUUCCCUCAAAACAAAAUUAAGACGCACCGGCGGCAUGGGUCUAAGUUCGAGCCGUCUUACCGGUACACCCUCCUCAAAGCGGGGCGAUGACAGUUCUUCAGUACAGGAUGAAUCAUUAGAUGGCGAAGAUUCUGGAAAUUAAAUUCUAAAAAAUUAAAAAUUAUUAUUAUUUUUUUCAAAUUAAGUGAAAAAAGAAAGCAAAAAAAGUUUUUUACAUUAAUUUCUGUUAAUUUUUUUUUUUAUAAAAUUUACUUAUUUUUUACAACAACAAAAACACAGCUAAAAAAGUAAACACAACAAUUAAAUUAAAACAUGAUCUUUGUAAAAAAAACAAACAAAAAAAGAAAAUAAUGAAGAAACGUAAAAAAACGAAAAAAAAAACAAAAAAUAAUAAAUUAAAUGAUCUAUUGUUUCUUACUACUACAACUAGAUAUUCUUCCUUUUGCUCCAAUUUACCCCCACCAUACUCUCCCCAACAAAUAAAAAACCCUUAUUAUUAUCCCCUACUACCCUUUAAAUACCUACAAAAAAUAUUAAUUAUUAUUAUUAUUAACUACUUAAAAUUAAUAAUAUUAAAAUUAUAAAAAAAAAUAAAAUUUUUAUAAAAAAAUAUAUAAAAAAGCAAAUAAAAAAGUAUUGGAAAAAAAAUGCAUUUAUACAUAAAUUAAAAAAAGGAAAGAACAUUUUUUAAUUAUGAUUUUCGUGUGAAACGCGUUCUUUGUCUAAAUUCUUCUUAUAACUUAAUAAAACAUUCGUCGUUUAUCAAGCGAAUGUUCUUAAUUGUGAGCAUGUUGUAAAUAA